Messenger RNA from Girardinichthys multiradiatus, 2610 nucleotides. RefSeq names its product golgi-associated PDZ and coiled-coil motif containing (gene gopc). Gene Ontology annotation, biological process: negative regulation of protein localization to cell surface. The transcript has 9 exons. Gene Ontology annotation, cellular component: membrane; trans-Golgi network transport vesicle; Golgi apparatus. The record is from RefSeq and is a predicted model, not a curated record. Gene Ontology annotation, molecular function: transmembrane transporter binding. Bases 164 to 1477 code for a protein of 437 amino acids. Lineage: Eukaryota; Metazoa; Chordata; Actinopteri; Cyprinodontiformes; Goodeidae.
CUUACCAGAUGGGGGCGGUAAAGCACCAAAUAGCUGUUUGCCAACCACCGAUAAACCGAAGAAGUCGCUUCAGAUCGUCAGCCGGAUGUGAGACUUCCUGGUUACACGAGAAAGUGGUGAUCAAAGUUAGCUUCUGGGCUAACUUCACUGACGGGCUCUGACCAUGUCCGCCUCAGCUGGCUGCUCCCCGUCCGGCCACAGCUCAGGCCUUGGCCCUGGUAUGUCCAUGUUUCGGUGGCUGGAGGUGCUGGAGAAGGAGUUUGACAAGGCAUUUGUGGACGUGGAUCUUUUACUCGGAGAAAUAGACCCUGAUCAAGUGGAUAUAACCUACGAAGGAAGGCAGAAAAUGACCAGUCUGAGCUCUUGUUUUGCCCAGCUCUGCCACAAAACCCAGACGGUGUUCCAGCUUAACCACAAACUAGAGGCCCAGCUAGUUGACCUGCGCUCUGAGUUGACUGAGGCUAAAUCUGAGCGGACAGUGGUGGAAAAGGAGGUCCAUGAUCUGCUCCUGCAACUUCAUGCUCUGCAGCUCCAACUUAGUGCUAAGCAGGGUAAAGCAGAGGAUUCUGACACCAUCAAAGACAGACUGGAACAGGAGUUCGAGGCUAGUAGGAUUGAGAAAUUAACUGAGGUGAGACUGGAAGCAGAAGUCCGUCUUUUUAAGAAAGAAAAUGAGGCCCUUCGCAGACACAUUGCAGUUCUGCAGGCUGAGGUGUACGGAGCAAGACUAGCUGCUAAAUACCUGGACAAGGAACUGGCUGGCAGGGUGCAACAGAUCCAGUUACUUGGUCGUGACAUGAAAGGACCAGCCCACGACAAACUGUGGAAUCAGCUGGAGGCAGAGAUUCACCUCCACCGCCAUAAAACAGUCAUCCGUGCAUGUCGAGGUCGCAGUGACCCAAAAAAGCCUCUUCCCUCUCCUGUGGGACAUGACCCUGACACUAUGAAGAAAACCCAAGGGGUGGGGCCCAUCAGAAAGGUGGUUCUCCUGAAAGAGGAUCAUGAAGGCCUGGGAAUCUCUAUCACAGGUGGGAAGGAACACGGUGUUCCUAUUCUGAUUUCAGAAAUCCAUCCCAACCAGCCUGCAGACAGAUGUGGAGGUCUGCAUGUUGGAGAUGCCAUCCUUGCUGUAAACAGCAUCAAUCUGCGAGACGCAAAGCACAAGGAGGCUGUCACCAUUCUGUCUCAGCAGCGAGGACAAAUUGAGUUCGAGGUGGUAUACGUGGCCCCAGAAGUGGACAGUGAUGAUGAGAAUGUGGAGUAUGAAGAUGACAGUGGCCACCGGUACCGACUCUACCUAGAUGAACUGGAGGACAGCAGCACAACAACACCACCGAGCAAUAGCUCAGCUUCACUUCCGGCUCUGGAGAAGAUGUCACUGAGCAAUGGAUCAGAGAAUGGAAAUCGUGGGAUUCCUUCUCAGACAAAUCCACAGGAAACUCCCUCAAAGCCUCCAGAAACAGGCUACUCUUCAUAAAUUGCCAAACUGGCCACUAGAGAUUUUGGACAAGAACUGAAACAAUUCAGUGACAAUCUGAGGAACAGGGAGAAACUGACUUUUAGUGUCCAUUUUCCCAUUUUUGUCUUUUGACCUACAUAAAGUGAUGUUUGUGGGUUGUGGCUUCUAAUAUCACUGGGAAUUUUAUGUGAAUGUCAGUGUUUGAUGCUGUGUUAAUGGGAGUGGGAUAUUUGAGAAUAGGUUUUAAGCCAUGGGAGAAGACAGGAUAAUACUUCAGGAUUUACAUGAAGGUUAAUCUCUUUAUUAAUAAUAUCUUUCAGGAGAUAUAGUGUUUUGCUUCAUUAUUAGGUAUUGGAAAUACUGGUAUGGGGAAUUUUAUUAAGAAAAGAUGUGGACAGAAAAUAAUGAAAAAAAAGUUAGAAAAGUAGAAAGGGUUUCAUAAUAAACUCAUUUAAGUUUCCUAUAUUUUCAGACAUCCUCCAGGGUGUGUUUGUUAAUUUUUUCUUUUAAAACGGUGACUUUAGCUCUGAUGUUUUGGUGUGUGAACUCUGUGUAAUCAGGUGAUAGAACGUCCCCUUUGAUGACCCUUUUGUCCUUUUGUAGCUCUUAGGCUAACAACACUCCACAGGUUUCUUUGAUUCAUUUGUUGUGUUGUCAAAUUCUUGACUUUUCUUGAGGUAUUUUAAAUCAAAUAAUUUCAGACAGCAUGAUGCGUAUUUUAAUCUCUAAGGAAAUUUGUCAAAGUCCAUAAAAAUCUAUCCUGUCAUGAAUAUUUGUCCUGUCAUAUAUUUAGUUGGUAGUUCAAAGCGUGGUAGGUCAGUGUUGUAAUCACCAACUAAAUCACAUCAUAAAUAUGUUUAGAAGAGGCCAUUGUAAUCAUCCCCAUUAUUAAUAGAGAUAUAAUCCUGUUCAUUUUCUUAGUUUGGUAUUUGUCCAUCUUUAAAGUUACUGUGUUUGCUUAUUAAUGCUGUUGGUUCUGUGGGAACACCUCCUAAUUUAAGUGGUCAAAUCCACCAAAACAUAGUCUACUCCAAACUAAGAGGAGAUUUGAAUGCACCUCGGAACUCUGCAUUCUAUUUAUAUUCGGCAGAAUCAUUCUUUAUCCACCUGCUUGUGUUCUGACUUAAAUAAACUAUUUGUCAUAACUCUUA